Messenger RNA from Funneliformis caledonium, 327 nucleotides. Lineage: Eukaryota; Fungi; Glomeromycota; Glomeromycetes; Glomerales; Glomeraceae. The record is from the annotation of a GenBank genome assembly.
AUGUCUACCAGUAAUACUACUACGGUCGAGGAUGUUGAAAGAUUUGACACUGAUGAACUUAUCCAUUUUUUACAAACAAAGAACUUUGGUCUUAAGAAGAAAGAAUAUAAAAUUUUUCGUAGAGAAAGGGUUAAUGGUCGUCAAUUUCUUCAUCUGACCAGAGAAAAACUUCUUGCCGAUCCUUAUAAAUUUCCUGGAGGACCGACUGAAGAUCUUGCGAAUCUUAUCAUUGAGUUAAAUAAGCAAAGUAGGUUCAAUCAUAAAAAUAGUUUAAUCUUAUUAUCUUUUAAAGCAUUUAUUUUUGUAGUAACUAAGGCUAUUUUUUAG